Molecule: messenger RNA, 1311 nt
Organism: Raphanus sativus (radish)
Lineage: Eukaryota; Viridiplantae; Streptophyta; Magnoliopsida; Brassicales; Brassicaceae
Exons: 4
Coding region: 1-1311 (436 amino acids)
Source: RefSeq, a predicted model, not a curated record
AUGUCUGCUUUCUGGGCGAAGUUGGGAGUUAAUAUCAAUGCUGGGCCAUCUACUGACCAGAUAAUAGCAGCACUCAAGAGAUGCAAAGAGUGGCCUCGGGAUGAUCGCAAGCGGCUCGCGUACCUUGCCAUCUUCGCUGGAUACAUUGAAGGGAAAAAUGUGCUGAUUGAGUCUCUGAAGGCCAAAAAUAUCACGGGUUGUUACACGAUUGAUGGGUUUGUACAAGCUUUCCAAUCUUGGGUGUACACAGCUCUGCCGGAACUUGGUGCUGGUUAUGGUAAUCCCGUAGGAGGCGAACCGGCUGUACCGUUACUGGCUUACUCGGAUGGCAAAGGACGCAUAUGGUUUCAACAGGCUAUCUGCAGUCAGACUAGAGUGGAAAACUAUGUUGAGAAGGAGGAGAUCGGUGAACUGUUUCCACAAUGGGACUCUGAUGUUGAGGACCCGGAGGCGGAGAACAUAAUUAAAGUCAUGUAUAAGAGACCGUGGAAGUGGACCAUAGAUUGCUGGGAAGUCACCGGUACUUGUGAUGCGAGUCCAACGAAGGAAGAUGAAGAACGUCCAAGACAUCGGAAGAAAGCUGAAGAACGUCCAAGACGUCGGAAGAAAGCUGAAGAACAUCCAACUCCAAGACCUCGGAAGAAAACUCGUUUAGAGGCAACUGCAGAGGCAACUGCAGAGGCAACUGCAGAGGCUAGUGAAGAGGCUAGUGAAGAGGGUCGUGAAGAGGCUCGUGAACGUGAAGACGGUCGUGAAGAGGUUCCUCAUCAGGGUCGUUCCGAUGUUCGUACAGAGGUGAUUGGGAUGACUAAAGAGGAAUUGGACAGAAACUUCAAGGACCUAGCUGAUGCCUUGAGGCAAGGGUUUGGGACGUGCCUUGCGGAGAUCAAGCAUCUGUCGGAUAGGAUUGGUGUUGUGGAAAAGAAGCUUGGUAUCACACCUGCUCCGCCUAAACAGACGCAAGAACCAGGGAAUGAAAGAGAAAGUGUUAAUGGGGCGAAAGAGAAAUCCGGAAAGAAGAGAAAGGAGAGAAAGGAGGAUCCAAAGGAGGAUCCUAAGAAGAGAAUGGAGAGGAAGGAGGAUCCUCCGGAUCCUAAGAAGAGAAUGGAGAGGAAGGAGGAUCCCAAGGAGGAUCCUAAGAAGAGAAAGGAGGAUCAAAAGGAGGAUCCUAAGGAGGAUGCUAGUGAGGUUGCUAAGGAUUAUCUUAAGGAGGAUGCCAGUGAGGUUGGUAAUGAGGGUGCUAGUUCCUCGAAAGUGCCGAGUCUAGUGGUUGCCGAAGAAGUCGAAGAACUGAACCCGCAAAGAUUUUAA